Molecule: messenger RNA, 945 nt
Organism: Plasmodium gonderi
Lineage: Eukaryota; Apicomplexa; Aconoidasida; Haemosporida; Plasmodiidae
Product: variable surface protein
Exons: 3
Coding region: 1-945 (314 amino acids)
Source: RefSeq, a predicted model, not a curated record
AUGAGAAUGCCAGGAUCUUCAGUUGAGAAUGUUAUAUCUAUUUUUCUUUUCGAUAAAGAAUAUAAAAAAUUGGACAUCGAGCAUGCAGGCUAUUGUCAUGAAGAUGAUGAAGAAAAAAUAGAUAAUGAAUUAAAAACAUAUACUCUUAUUAGUGAUAUUUCAGAGAAAAUUAGAAACGCUAUGUGCUUCUUGCGUAGUAAAUCAAAAACAAAAAUUGAUAAUAAACUUAGUAGUAUAUUUUACAUCUGGUUAGGAAAUAAAAUGAUUGAUGUUGUAAAUAAUGAUGAUGAAUUUAAUUCAUAUAUAUCUAACUGUUAUAAAAUACUGAAUACAGGUUAUGAUGCAGAUGAAUUUGAAAAACCUGUAAAAGCUAUUAGUAGAGAUAACUUUAGAAAAAUUAAAUUAUUUCAUGAUUAUUCUCUACAUCAUGAUAUAAUUAAAUUCUUUUUAGAGCAAAAGGAAUAUUCCUGUUCUAGUGAUUUUAAAGAAUAUCUUCAAGACGCUGUUUCUACGUACAUACAAAUAUACAGAGAGUGUACUUCUACAACAAAAAAUGAUUAUUGCGAAAUAUAUGAGAAAAUAAAGGCUGAAUAUCCAAAUAUUAAAAAUGAAUUAAAUACACUAGUAUGUAAGGAAAAUAUAGCACCAGCCGUGGAAUCACCCUUGAGUACAACCCAUGAAUCUGAAGAUUCAUUAGGGUCAGAAAGUGUAUUACUUCCUUCUGGUGAAACUCGAUAUGAGUCAUAUAAAUAUAUAUUCAUUACACUUUUACCUGUCUUGGCUUUUAUUCCAGUUGCCAUGUGGUUAAUUAAAUUAUUUAGAAAUAAUGAAAAAUUGUGGCAAAACAUAAAAGAAAUAUGGAGAGAAAAAUUCGAACAAAAUUUAUUUCAACAUUCUGCACCAUAUUAUGAUAGUAAUGUUUUUAAAAUACCAUAUUUCACUUAA